Molecule: messenger RNA, 753 nt
Organism: Mesorhabditis spiculigera
Lineage: Eukaryota; Metazoa; Nematoda; Chromadorea; Rhabditida; Rhabditidae
Source: the annotation of a GenBank genome assembly
AUGUUGUCCAUCUCACGACGUCAAAUCCACACGCGGCAACGCUUGGCGAUAAAGGUGCUCUCCUUCGACGCGAUGGACACGCUGAUCCGGUUGCGCGAGAGCCCGGCCACCGUUUAUAGCAGGCAAGCCGAGAAGAUGGGGCUUCAGGUAGAUGAAUCUCUGGUGAAAUCGGCGUUUCCAUCAGCUUUCUCCCGGCUAGCGCACGAAUUCCCGGGAUUCGGGCACUCGUCCGUGGGUGCUGAGCGAUGGUGGGCCCACCUCAUCCACGCCGUAGUACAAGCAGGCGCCAAAUCGCCGCCGAGCAAAGCAAAGCUCGAAUCGCUCUCGAAAUUUCUCUACGAGUACUACAAGGACCCGCAGCAUUGGAAACCUUGCGACGAAAAGAUCCCAGAGGUGCUCGAGAAGCUGCGCGCGCGAAAGAUUCCGCUCGCUAUUAUCUCGAAUUUUGACGGGCGACUUCGUGACUUGCUGAAAUCUCUAAAAAUGGCCGACUACUUUGAGUACAUCGCAUUGAGCGGCGAGCUGGGCCACGACAAGCCGGAUCCCAGAAUAUUUCAGACGGUCAUCGACCAUUUCAAACUGGCCACCCCUGCCGAGCUGCUUCAUAUCGGUGAUCACCCACGGAAAGACUACGAAGCCGCGCGGAAUUUCGGAGCCCACGCCCUACUUUACGACCCGAAACAAACCACCGACGACGACAAAAAUAGGAUAUCCGAUUUUGAAAGUAUCUUUGAAUUUUUGCCGGUAAAUGCU